Messenger RNA from Rosa rugosa (rugosa rose), 2219 nucleotides. Its product is annotated as pentatricopeptide repeat-containing protein At5g18950. NCBI's taxonomy places the organism in Eukaryota, Viridiplantae, Streptophyta, Magnoliopsida, Rosales, Rosaceae. The record is from RefSeq and is a predicted model, not a curated record. Gene Ontology annotation, molecular function: protein binding.
CUCAAAAAUAAGAAAACCUCAACUCUCAAUCGAAGGAGCAGAGGAGCUUGAUUCAGAACUCACUUUUGGAUUCGAUUCUCGACGGGCAGAGCUCAAAGCCCAUCUAACUGUGAGUAAAUCUUCAGACUUGAACCUCUUUUGUUUCCACCAUUUCAAUCUAUAGAUUUAACCAUACUUCAAUGGCCAGAGCUUCAUCUUCAAUCUUAAUAUUCCUCCGCCAAAACCCUCGUGCUCUCAAAAAACCCAAUACCCAAAUCCGAUACCUUACCGUAGAAACCAAAGAUUGUGACUUUACAGAAGUUGCCCAACAGAUUUGUAGGAUCAUUAGAACAAAACCCAGAUGGGAGAACACUCUGUCCUCUGAGUACCCUUCUUUAGAUUUCUCUGAUCCUCGGUUUAUCCGUGAGGUUUUGAAGCAGCAGAGCAGUGUGCUCCUUUCGGUUCGGUUCUUCUUGUGGUUGAGCUCUCGAAAAGGGUUUUCGCCAGACCCCAUUUCGUGUAAUGCGGUUUUCAAUGCUCUUGUGGAGGCUAAGGCCUGCAGUGCAGCACAAUCUUUUCUUAAGUCCACGGGUUUUAGCCCCGAGCCGGUUUCAUUGGAAAGUUAUGCUCGGUGUCUUUGGGAGGCUGGGAGGAUUAAGGAAGCCUGUGAUGUGUUUGAGAGGUUGAAAGGGGCUGGAGUGUGCCCGUCGAUUGGGACUUGGAAUGCGGCUUUGUCGGGGUGCCUGAAGGCUAAGAGGACAGAUAUGGUUUGGAAGUUGUAUCAAGAAAUGAUGGAAUAUGGUGUUGUAGCUGAUGUUGAGACUGUUGGGUGUCUCAUUCGAGGAUUUUGUGAUGAUAAUGAGGUAUUCAAAGGUUAUGGACUUCUUACUCAGGUUUUGGAAGAUGGAGUAGUCCCUGGAAAAGCUGCUUUCAAUCGGUUGAUAUCUGAGUUUUGUAAGGAGAAGGAAUAUACUAAAGUGUCUGACCUCCUCCAUACAAUGAUAGUGAUGAACUGUGCUCCCGAUAUUUUUACUUAUCAGGAGGUAAUCAAUUGGUUGUGCAAGAAAGGAAGGCCAUAUGAGGGUUUUCGGAUUUUCAAUGAUCUUAAGUAUAGAGGCUAUGCUCCUGAUAUUGUCAUGUACACAACCAUGAUUCAUGGUCUUUGUACGAUGGGUUGGCUUGGAGAAGCUAGGAAGCUAUGGUUUGAGAUGAUUGAUAAGGGAUUUCAUCCAAGCAAGUACACUUACAACACCCUAAUUCAUGGGUUUUGUAAGAGUGGAAUUUUAGAACAGGCCCAGAUGUGCAGGGAGAUGUGUGAUAAGGGAUUUCGUCCAAGCAAGUACACUAACAAUACCAUGAUUCAUGGGUUUUGUAAGAGUGGAAAUUUAGAACAGGCCUGGAUCUUGUGCAAGGAGAUGGGUGAUAAGGGAUUUCGUCCAAGCAAGUACAUUUACGAUAUCAUGAUUCAUGGGUUUUGUAAGAGUGGAAAUUUCAAACAGGCCAGGAUCAUUUGCAAGGAGAUGUGUGAUAAAGGUUAUAUGGAAACCACAAUCAAUCGCAACGCAAUGAUGACAGGGCUUUGUUUACAUGGAAGGACAGGUCAGGCUUAUAAGCUGUUUAAAAAAUAGCCCCAACUGGAUAUUGGUCGUGAUGUGAUAACAUCAACACCCAUACAAGGUUUCUGCAAGGAAGGUAAGAUAGUUGAUAGUAUGAACAUAUUCAGAGAGUUCCUCACUCAAGGCUUACGGCCAUCAGCUCAAUCUUACGCCCCACUUAUUGUUGAAGCACUUUGUCAGGUGGGAAGAGUAGAAGAAGUAAAAAGUUUGUGGAAUGAUAUGAAGAAUAAAGGUCUUCAACCAAUUUCCAGCACUCAUGAUUAUAUCAUUAAUGGAUUGUGUGAUCAAGGAGAUCUUGCUGAGGGAAUGGAUCGGUUGGUUGCAAUGCUAACAGAUAAGCUAAAACCAAAGCAGAGAACCUUUUCGAAUUUGCUUUGUUGUCUCUCACAAAGGAGGUUGGAUGAUUCUUUACUUGUUUUGGACUUUUUGUUUACGUUAGGUUAUAGACUCAGGAAAUAUAUAUGUUAUAGUUUGGUCAAUAAUCUGCCCCAUUUUGUUGAAACAUGUCUAGGGAAGAUCUUGGAAGGAGGUGAUAUUUCAACCUGUUUGUGAUAUGUUCCAUGCAACUCAUAUAACUUAUUAAUAGUGAGAAAUGCAAAAAGGAUUUUUAUCUUUCUUUCAAUA